Molecule: messenger RNA, 1585 nt
Organism: Spodoptera frugiperda (fall armyworm)
Lineage: Eukaryota; Metazoa; Arthropoda; Insecta; Lepidoptera; Noctuidae
Product: alcohol dehydrogenase 1-like
Exons: 1
Coding region: 48-818 (256 amino acids)
Cellular component (GO): cytoplasm
Molecular function (GO): oxidoreductase activity, acting on the CH-OH group of donors, NAD or NADP as acceptor
Source: RefSeq, a predicted model, not a curated record
GCUUUCUUAUAUUGUUAACAAAGCUGGACAGUAGUCUCUCACACGACAUGGAGUGGGAUCCAAAGAACAAAGUAGUUGUAGUGACGGGUGGAGCGGGAGGUAUAGGAUACGAGAUCGCUGACAAGUUUCUGAAAUACGGAGCUAAAACUGUGAUUAUAUUGGACCGUAAUGAAACUCUUGGCGCGGAAGCUGCACAAAAACUCAACGCCAAGCACGGUGAAGGUAAAGCAGUCUUCAUAAAAUGUGACGUCACUGAAGAUUUGGACAAAGUAUCCAGCGAAAUAUUCCAGAAUUAUGAAACCGACGUUCUAGUAAACAAUGCAGGAGUGCUAGACGAGGCUAAUGUGAGACGGACACUUGAAACCAAUCUUAUGGCGCUGAUAGACUGGAGCAUGAAGUUUUGGGAGCACUGGAGAACUGACAAAGGCGGUCGUGGAGGUACUAUAUAUAAUGUAUCGUCUUUCUAUGGGUACGACUACAAUCCAUAUACCGUAUACUACAAAACAUCGAAAGCUGCAGUGUUGAGUUUCACGAGGUCGUUGGGCCAUCCUGUUAACUGUGAGAAAAGCGGUGUAAGAGUGAUUGCACUCUGUCCGGGUUUUACUGACACUACUAUACUUACUGGUAAAGUAUGGGAUUGGCACAAUGAAGGUUUCCAAAGAGUGAUGAAGGAAGAAGUUGUGAUCCAAAAGCCUGAGACAGUUGGCGAGGCUGCUGUGGAGAUUUUCAAGCUUGCGAAUACAUCAGAAGUGUGGGUCGCUAAAAACGAUGAACCAAUUAAAUUAGUUCAGGUUACAUAUGAAGAAGUAGCCCCUUAAGUGAUAAUGUGUUUACAACUAAAGCUACUUGUAGUUAUAUUUUAUUCGUAUUGAUAAGUAACUUUCUAGUGUUUCGUGGAAUUUUAAAUAUUUUUUUUUAAUAGUGUAAGUCCGUGCAGUUAUGGGUGCGCAGAUAUGCGGAGUCUCCGCAUACCUGAUAUUGAAAAUUGCCAAGCUGGGCCGAAGCCGAAAUUCGUGAUCUCUUUUUCAACGCGCACUACAGCAACGGCACUCGAUGUCUUCACGCAAACAAUAAGGAGGCACCUGCAUUCUGGUUUAAGGUGCAGGAAGCCAGCCAAAAAGAUAUUACUGUCCACAAUGCACCAGGAACAGCGAUAAAAUUUUGCUAGAAAUUUUAUAAAUUUUGAUUGGGCUAAUAAUGUGGUUAUAUUUACCGAUGUAAAGACUUCAUUUCAUGCUAGCAGCAUAAAUUUCAAAUUUAUUUGUAUUGAUUUUUUAUUGGGUCAGCGCUGACUUAUAUCGAUUUCUGAAUCAAUUACUGAGCCAUCAGCCAAAUUAUAUAUAGUCCAAAUUAACUACAAUGUUUAUAUUUUAAAAAUAAUAUUAAAAUGCAGUCAAAAAAUACGGUGAAGUGAUGUUAUUGUUAUGCGGCUAGAAAUUGUCAUAAUUUCUUUCUAUUCAACGUGUUGAUUCACUUCACUUCUUAUUUUUUUAUAACUUAUGUAACUGCUGUUCAACUUGUUUGAAGUAUUAUAUUUACGCUCAUCCUUAACCAACUUACAGUAUGAUUCGAAAUGUUAUAAUGU